This is a messenger RNA of Helianthus annuus (common sunflower), 2184 nucleotides long. Its product is annotated as IQ domain-containing protein IQM2. NCBI's taxonomy places the organism in Eukaryota, Viridiplantae, Streptophyta, Magnoliopsida, Asterales, Asteraceae. The transcript has 9 exons. The record is from RefSeq and is a predicted model, not a curated record. The coding region runs from base 345 to 1961 and encodes 538 amino acids.
AGGCCCAGGUCCCCAUGACCACUGCCACGUGGUUGGAACCACUCUAUUUCUUCAUAUAUCAUUCAUCAUCGUCCCCAUUGUGGGUGCCCUAAUAAUAAUAUUGAUCAUAAAUAAAAACCUGCAGGUUACAGCUAUUGCAUUCCCAACAUUAUCAACAUAAAGACACCACUUGUGUUUGUUUGAUCCAUAUUUGAAACAUUUCCAGAAAAAAAAACAAAGCUUCUUCAUAAGGUUAAUUUACAAAAGGUUGCUGAUCUCACACAUACCUAAAACACGAAUUGUUUAUACGAACGAUAAUAUAAAUAGUCAUCGCGAUACAUAUAUCAAUGUCACCAAGAUGAAAGAUGGUUCUUCGGGGAUCUUUAAGCUUUAGUGGGAAAAAAAUGGACACUGUUCUUUCCAUUAAAUCCUCUUCUUCGGCGAAAACGUUCGAAAAUACAUUGCCCGACGCGAGUUUUAUUGCGCCUGAAUCUCCACUGCCCGAGGCUCUUACAAACCGCCAUCUUGCAGCAUUGAAGCUGCAGAAAACGUAUAAAAGUUUCAGAACCAGAAGACAGUUAGCUGAUUGUGCAAUACUAGUGGAGCAUAGAUGGUGGAAACUGUUAGAUUUUGCGGUGCUUAAGUGCAGUUCGGUAUCAUUCUUUGAAAUUGAAAAACCAGAAACCGCUGUUUCUCGUUGGUCAAGAGCACGAACUAGAGCCGCAAAGGUCGGAAAAGGGUUGUCACAACAUGCAAAGGCAUGUAAACUUGCUUUACAACAUUGGCUUGAAGCAAUUGAUCCCCGACAUCGCUACGGUCAUAAUCUUCAUUUUUAUUACGUCAAAUGGCUUCAUUGCCAAAGUAGGCAGCCCUUUUUCUACUGGCUUGACAUAGGGGAAGGCAAAGAAGUGAAUCUUGAAAAAUGCGCGCGUCCAAAGCUUCAACAACAAUGCAUCAAGUAUUUAAGUCCCAUAGAGCGGGAGGCUUAUGAGGUUACCGUGGAAGACGGGAAGUUUAUGUAUAAAUUGAGCAGGGAACUUAUCGAUACACGAAAGGGGCCCGCUAAUACCAAGUGGAUAUUUGUGCUUAGCACGUCGAAUAUUUUGUAUGUCGGGAAGAAACACAAAGGCAAAUUUCAACACUCGAGUUUUUUGGCUGGUGGAGCUACAUUGUCUGCGGGACAAUUGGUGGUUACAGAUGGGAUCUUGAAGGCUGUCUGGCCUCACAGUGGACAUUACCUUCCAACCGACGAAAACUUUGACGCCUUCAUGUCGUUUCUCGAGCAACAUCAAAUUAAUGUCCAAACUAUCAAGAAAAGCCCGGUUGAUGAGGAUGAAGUUACCAAUGAAAAAGUAUCCGGAUACGAGAUGCGAAACUGUGUAUCCGAGCCUGAUUUCUCUUCAACUACAGACGAAACCGAACCAAAAUGCAACUACCGCAAAGACUCUAGACCACCAAGAUUGUCAAAAAGCUUGAAGCCAACGGUCACUACACUCGAAAUCCCGAAAAAGGAAGACAUCGUUUUAGCCUUCCAAACGAAAGAGCCCGAGCCCAUGCCUGAGCCCGAACCUGAUAGCUGCUCGGAGAACGAUGACGAAGCAGCUGAGGAACUGUUGUCGAGUAUUCAACUCAUGGCGUCAAAACGGAAUCUGUUUGAUUUCGGGGAAGAAGCGUGCGCUGACCCGAUCCCGAAAGAAAAGAUUAUGCAAAGGAUAAAUUCGCAUAAGGAAACGAAGUCGUUUCAACUGGCUAAGCAUCUUAGUUGUCGGUGGUCAACGGGUGCUGGCCCGCGAAUUGGUUGUGUACGAGACUACCCGUCGGAGUUACAGUUUCAGGCUUUGGAAGAAGUGAGUUUGCAACCUAAGCACUCUUCUUGGAGAUUAGCUUAUAGUUAUAGUAAUGGUGGGCGUCAAGAAAGAAGCGAUAGGAUGACGAAAGCUCAGUCGAUGAAAAAUGUAACCUCGUCGAAUAUGGAACUAUGAGAAACAUAUCGUUUCGAGUUUUCAAGUCAUCUUCAAAAUUAGUGUCUAUAAGAGGGUGAUAUGUAAAGAAUACAAAGGGAUGAAGGGAUUUUGAAUGAUUACUCGGUAAAAAAACCAAUAUGUAAGAGUAGUGGCGGAGCCACGUAGCGAGGAUCGGUGUCACCCGACACCGAUCUAUUUUGUGUGCUAUAUAGAACGUGUAAUAUGAAAUUUCCGAACGACA